AUGCCUGAAAAAUCCAAUGCCUGGACACUUGCUGGUGCAAUUGGUCCCACGGACUGGAAUGAAGCUCUGGAUGUUAUUGUUGAUGGUUCUCCUGAGCAGUCUGUUGAAGGAACGAAGGUUGUGUGCCAUGAUCUAGCACAGGCAACCAGUGAUCCCAAAAGCAGUGCAAUGUUUGAUGCAGUCUGUGCACUGCUGAUGAGUAGCAGGUGA
This is a messenger RNA of Ilex paraguariensis (yerba mate), 210 nucleotides long. NCBI's taxonomy places the organism in Eukaryota, Viridiplantae, Streptophyta, Magnoliopsida, Aquifoliales, Aquifoliaceae. The record is from the annotation of a GenBank genome assembly.